This is a messenger RNA of Myzus persicae (green peach aphid), 894 nucleotides long. It is a transcript of the gene Eaf6, whose product is annotated as chromatin modification-related protein MEAF6. The transcript is spliced from 5 exons. The coding region runs from base 258 to 743 and encodes 161 amino acids. Gene Ontology annotation, cellular component: NuA4 histone acetyltransferase complex. NCBI's taxonomy places the organism in Eukaryota, Metazoa, Arthropoda, Insecta, Hemiptera, Aphididae. The record is from RefSeq and is a predicted model, not a curated record.
UGAUAACAGACACCGAUGGCCGAUCGCUAAUCAGUGAUCUGUCGAAAAAUCAAAAUUAAAACGAUUCAACAAUUAAUAACAACAAUUUAUUAACGGCGACGACGCACCACGCACCGCGCAUCGCUUCGGUCAAGAGGCGCUUUAACGAAUUAUUAUUUCAUUGAUAUAUAUCAAACCCUCAUUCGCGGUUUGGGCGGGUAACGACGGGUAACGUAUUCGAGCGGUAGAUACUUGGCACCGUCUAAGCCCGCAACGCCAUGUCCAAGUCGUCAGGUUCCAACGACUUGCGCACCGAGCUGGCCGAGCUCGUCAAACGCAAAUCAGAUAUCGCCGAAACAUUGGCCAAUCUUGAACGUCAAAUAUAUGCAUUUGAAGGAAGUUAUUUAGAAGACACUCAUUUAUACGGUAAUAUCAUUCGUGGUUGGGACAGAUAUCUUACAUCAGCAAAUAAACUUCCCAAUUCAAAAAAUGAACCACGGAACAGGAAAUUUAAAGAAGCUGAGCGUCUUUUUUCCAAAUCUUCCAUUACUUCUAUGGCUGCUGUGAGUGGUUUGGUAGAAGCUCAAGAAAAAGCUGAAAUAAACAGUGAAACUGAGUCACAAACAGGAAAUAGUGGUAGUGAAGAUAAUAUGACCAAAGAUAGUGGAAAAUCUAAUAGUUUGACAAAUGGUCCAACCACUCCUAGAAAUCCAUUAGCUUCUGCCAAACGAGCGUCUAGUACAAAAAAAGUUAAGAAUCGAUGAUCUUCAUUCAACAAACUCAAUAGAGUUUUAAAACAGUUCCAGCGACCGCAGUGAGAACGUAAUGUUAUGUUAAUACUGUUUAACUAACAAAAAUUUUGUAAAUGUGUUAUAACUAUAAUCUAGAGCUUAGAAUUGCUUAUUAUUGUACGAA